GUCACUCGACUACCAAGAUGGCGGCCCCCGGGAGCUGUGCUCUAUGGAGCUAUUGCGGCCGUGGGUGGUCGCGGGCGAUGCGGGGCUGCCAGCUCCUCGGGCUUCGUAGCUCUUGGCCCGGGGACCUACUAAGUGCUCGGCUCUUGUCCCAAGAGAAGCGGGCAGCGGAAACGCACUUUGGGUUUGAGACUGUGUCGGAAGAGGAGAAGGGGGGCAAAGAACUCCUUUAAUGUGAAAGUUUUUGCUGGCAUCACUUCUUCUGGGACAUCUUCAACCUUUUUGUCACAGCUCCAUUUCUUGUUCAUGUUGUCUAUCAGGUGUUUGAAAGUGUGGCUAAGAAGUAUGAUGUGAUGAAUGAUAUGAUGAGUCUUGGUAUCCAUCGUGUUUGGAAGGAUUUGCUGCUCUGGAAGAUGCACCCGCUUCCUGGGACCCAGCUGCUUGAUGUUGCUGGAGGCACAGGUGACAUUGCAUUCCGGUUCCUUAAUUAUGUUCAGUCCCAGCAUCAGAGAAAACAGAAGAGGCAGUUAAGGGCCCAACAAAAUUUAUCCUGGGAAGAAAUUGCCAAAGAGUACCAGAAUGAAGAAGAUUCCUUGGGCGGGUCUCGUGUCGUGGUGUGUGACAUCAACAAGGAGAUGCUAAAGGUUGGAAAGCAGAAAGCCUUGGCUCAAGGAUACAGAGCUGGACUUGCAUGGGUAUUAGGAGAUGCUGAAGAACUGCCCUUUGAUGAUGACAAGUUUGAUAUUUACACCAUUGCCUUUGGGAUCCGGAAUGUCACACACAUUGAUCAGGCACUCCAGGAAGCUCAUCGGGUGCUGAAACCAGGAGGACGGUUUCUCUGUCUGGAAUUUAGCCAAGUGAACAAUCCCCUCAUAUCCAGGCUUUAUGAUCUAUAUAGCUUCCAGGUCAUCCCUGUCCUGGGAGAGGUCAUCGCUGGAGACUGGAAGUCCUAUCAGUACCUUGUAGAGAGUAUCCGAAGGUUUCCGUCUCAGGAAGAGUUCAAGGACAUGAUAGAAGAUGCAGGCUUUCACAAGGUGACUUACGAAAGUCUAACAUCAGGCAUUGUGGCCAUUCAUUCUGGCUUCAAACUUUAAUUCCUUUCCUAUCAUGGAGCAUGAACCAGUCAUAUCCUGUUGAAAGCCUGGAACUGAAGGAUAAUCUGGCAAAUGAGACAGCAGCAGAGCAUCUCCUCUUAAGGAUACGUGCCUUGGACUCAUGUUUGAAUCGAACAGUCUCAAAGUGGAAGAACAAAUUCUUGUCACUUUUUUACAGCUUUCUUUGGAGCUGCUUCAGUCCAUCUCCCAGAGGCAUUUGGUCUGUAUCUUUGCUCAACUGCUAAUUUCUCUUGGCUGUAGGGUGUGUGGUUAAGGUACAACCACCCCUAAAGCUCAGUUUUGAAGUGAGUGUAUUUAUAGCUUCUCUGCUGGUGCUGCCUUCUAGAGGGAUGAUAGAUCAUUUGAACCCAAUGACAAUUUUUAACCAGAAAAUUUAAUUGUACCUGAAUCAACCUUUCAGCCUAGGACGAAGUCUAGGCCCAAGUCAGAGUAUUAAUGAUCAUGAGAAUUGUGUGCUGAACCAGUAAACGAGUUUACCUUUUGA
Molecule: messenger RNA, 1596 nt
Organism: Homo sapiens (human)
Lineage: Eukaryota; Metazoa; Chordata; Mammalia; Primates; Hominidae
Gene: COQ5
Product: coenzyme Q5, methyltransferase
Exons: 8
Coding region: 351-1091 (246 amino acids)
Biological process (GO): ubiquinone biosynthetic process
Cellular component (GO): extrinsic component of mitochondrial inner membrane; mitochondrial inner membrane
Molecular function (GO): methyltransferase activity; 2-methoxy-6-polyprenyl-1,4-benzoquinol methyltransferase activity
Source: RefSeq, a predicted model, not a curated record